UUUUGUGUGUUAGUUGGUCAGGACGUGAGGUUGGGUGGGCAUUCUAUGUUAUCUGUUUCUAUGUUGGUUUCGGUUUGCCUGGUAUGGCUCUUGAUUAGAGGCAGGUGGUUUGCGUUUGCCUCUAAUUAAGAGUCAUAUUUAGGUAGGGCAUUCUCACUGUUUGUUUGUGGGUGAUUGUCUCCUAUGUCUGUAUGUAUGUUCGUACCACAUGGGACUGUAGCGUUUGUUUGUUUUGUUUCGUUUCGAUGUCGUCCGUUUCCUGUACGUAAGUUUAUGUUUAGUUAUGUAAGUUUAUGUUCAGGUUUCGUUCAACGUCGUUUUCUUGUUUUUGUAGUUUGAAAGUGUUUUGUUUCGUUUCGUGUUGCCAUCAUCGUUGUUAAAUAAAGAUGGCUUAUUUCCCAAAGCCUGCGUUUUGGUCUGAGGAUCCUUCUCUCCUCACCUCAUCCGAGGAUGAGGAGAGCGUCACCCGUUACAGUCAGGGAGAUGACCUAGAAUGUUUUUAUUUGUAUUUAUUUAACCUUUAUUUAACUAGGCGGGUCAGUUAAGAACAAAUUCUUAUUUACAAUGACGUCCAACCAAAAGGCCUCUUGCGGGAACGGGGGCUGGGAUUAAAAAUAUAUAUAAUUAUAAAUAUAUAUAUAUAUAUAUGUGUGUGUGUAUAUAUAAAGACCCAGAUGGUCACUCUGACAGAGGCACCUAAAGACUCCCAGACCAUGAGAAGCAAGAGUGAACUCUAUGGCCUGAAUGCCAAGCGUCACGUUUGGAGGAAACCUGGCAUCAUCCCUACGGUGAAGUACAGAGAGAUCCUUGAUGAAAACCUGCUCCAGAGCUCUCAGGACCUGAGACUGGGGUGAAGGUUCACCUACCAACAGGACAAGGACCCUAAGCACACAGCCAAGACAAUGCAGGAGUGGCUUCGGGACAAGUCUCUGAAUGUCCUUGAGUGGCCCAACCAGAGCCCGGACUUGAACCCAAUCUAACAUCUCUGGAGAGACCUGCAAAUAUCUGUGCAUCGACGCUCCCCAUCCAACCUGACAGAGCCUGAGAGGAUCUGCAGAGAAGAAUGGGAGAAACUCCCCAAAUACAGGUGUGCCAAGCUUGUAGCAUCAUACCCAAGAAGACUCAAGGCUGUAAUCACUGCCAAAGGUGCUUCAAAAAAGUACUGAGUAAAGGGUCUGAAUACUUAUAUUCAUUUGAUAUUUCAGUUUUUAUUUUUAUAAAUGUACAAACAUUUCUAAAAACCCGUUUCUGCUUUGUCAUUAUGGGGUAUUGUGUGUAGAUUGAUGAAGGGGCAAAAAAACAUUUAAUCAUUUUUAAAAAUAAGGCUGUAACGUAACAAAAUGUGGAAAAAGUUGAGGGGUCUGAAUAAUUUCCAAAUGUACUUAAAAUAAAAAUAAAACUCCCACAAAAACACCAAUUCAACUUUUCCAUUAAUGUUAUUCGUAAAAUGCCUUUGUUACCACUAUGACACAGAAACCAUUUGUAUUAGAACACGGUAACAGCUUAUUUGUAUUAUAAUUAUACAAUUUUUUAACAAAAUAACCUAACCACAAAAACGCACGGUCAUUAAAAAGGGCGAUCAAAAUGAUUCCAGCUCAUUCUUACAUGGGCAGCGUUCUCAGUUGGAUUUCAUUUAGCGCUUACCCCUGGUCUUAAAAGUCCACACAAAUCUUCACCACAUUAAUUUGCUUGACACACACUUUUUCCCACAAACACGUUGCUUUCAGGUGACACAGGUAUCUGGGGUUAUUUUUCUUUGUGCAUCUGGCCACCUGGCACUGUCUCCUCCCCGGGAGCUGUGCGUAACGGAAUAGAGUAGAACACAUUAGGAAUGAUUUUGCCAUAGGAAAAACCCACACACGUUAUACAGUAGAACACAUUAGGAAUGAUUUUGCCAUAGGAAAAACCCACACACGUUAUACAGAAGAACACAUUAGGAAUGAUUUUGCCAUAGGAAAAACCCACACACGUUAUACAGAAGAAAACAUUAGGAAUGAUUUUGCCAUAGGAAAAACCCACACACGUUAUACAGAAGAACACAUUAGGAAUGAUUUUGCCAUAGGAAAAACCCACACACGUUAUACAGAAGAACACAAGGCAGAAGUGUAUCUUUAUAUGUAACAUACCUUUUGUUUUGUUGGUGUAAUAAAGCACCCGGGUUUUCUCUUCGUAGUGUCCCCGUCAAUGUCAACUGUCAGGAUGCAUGAUGCUCCUGACAGAAAUGGUUCUUUAUUACCUUCCGUCGGUACAGUGUGAGUGUUGUCAUUCCUCAGCACCGCGGCUGUUCAUUAUGUUGCACAGAGGGAGCUCCAGUCUCACUUUGUUCAUGGUGUCCGACAGAAAUGUCUUCCUUUGCAUGUAACUUGUUCGUCCUGUGACAGUGAAGUGAAGAAAUUGUCCACGGUGACAUUUGUCCCCUUGCCAACGUAAGGUUCCACAAGCUUCAUUCUCUGACACGCGGGCACCUGCUGCCCGGUGUCUAUCAAGGUGCCGUCCCUUCCUCUCUCCUGUCUGACCGUUUCAUUUGGUGGUGGCGUGGGCACCUGUUCAGUCCACACCGUUAUGUAUUUUUUGCUCUCAGGCCUCGGAGGUGAAGGUUCAGGGGCUUAGUCCUCGGAGGUGAAGGUUCAGGGUGAGGCUUAGUCCUCGGAGGUGAAGGUUCAGGGGCUUAGUCCUUGGAGGUGAAGGUUCAGGAUGAGGCUUAGUCCUCGGAGGUGAAGGUUCAGGAUGAGGCUUAGUCCUCGGAGGUGAAGGUUCAGGAUGAGGCUUAGUCCUCGGAGGUGAAGGUUCAGGAUGAGGCUUAGUCCUCGGAGGUGAAGGUUCAGGAUGAGGCUUAGUCCUCGGAGGUGAAGGUUCAGGAUGAGGCUUAGUCCUCGGAGGUGAAGGUUCAGGAUGAGGCUUAGUCCUCGGAGGUGAAGAUUCAGGAUGAGGCUUAGUCCUCGGAGGUGAAGAUUCAGGAUGAGGCUUAGUCCUCGAGGUGAAGGUUCAGGAUGAGGCUUAGUUCUCGGAGGUGAAGGUUCAGGAUGAGGCUUAGUCCUCGGAGGUGAAGGUUCAGGAUGAGGCUUAGUCCUCGGAGGUGAAGGUUCAGGAUGAGGCUUAGUCCUUGGAGGUGAAGGUUCAGGAUGAGGCUCAGAAUCAGAAGAAGACGUCAUGAUUCAUGUCUUCCAUCUGAGUGGUUUUCCUUCAUAUCUUGUAGCAGCGCUAACACAGCGUGUGCAUCCAUUCGUCUUGGUCCUCUUGUCAUUGUAAAUUACACUGUGUACUCCAAGUAGGUCAGAGUAGACUGAUACGACUGCUUGGAUUUGGUGGACUGAUAGAGGGUACAUACCAUUUUGAGAUUAUAAUUAGAAUAUUCCAAUACAAAAGAAUGUUCCUCCCUGUUCUUCAUUCACAAUGGGUGAUGACAUAAGUAUACAUUGUUCGCUUCCCCUCAUCAACUCACCCAUCCUCCCCUUUCUCCCCCAUAAUUCUUUACUCCGUUUAUGUAAUCUGUUGUUAUAUGUGUGAAAUUAGUUUUGGUUCAGUUUAGGUUCAGUUUCCAUGGCAAUUAUCAGGGUGAUUAUCAGUUGGGCCUUGCACCUUCCAUUGUCGAGAGAAUGAGCGGAGCAGGCCCGACUGUCGAGAGAAUGAGUGGAGCAGGCCCUACUGUCGAGAGAAUGAGCGGAGCAGGCCCGACUGUCGAGAGAAUGAGCGGAGCAGGCCCUACUGUCGAGAGAAUGAGUGGAGCAGGCCCUACUGUCGAGAGAAUGAGUGGAGCAGGCCCGACUGUCGGGAGAAUGAGUGGAGCAGGCCCGACUGUCGGGAGAAUGAGUGGAGCAGGCCCGACUGUCGGGAGAAUGAGUGGAGCAGGCCCGACUGUCGGGAGAAUGAGUGGAGCAGGCCCGACUGUCGGGAGAAUGAGUGGAGCAGGCCCGACUGUCGGGAGAAUGAGUGGAGCAGGCCCGACUGUCGGGAGAAUGAGUGGAGCAGGCCCGACUGUCGGGAGAAUGAGUGGAGCAGGCCCGACUGUCGGGAGAAUGAGUGGAGCAGGCCCGACUGUCGGGAGAAUGAGUGGAGCAGGCCCUACUGUCGGGAGAAUGAGUGGAGCAGGCCCUACUGUCGGGAGAAUGAGUGAAGCAGGCCCUACUGUCGGGAGAAUGAGUGGAGCAGGCCCUACUGUCGGGAGAAUGAGUGGAGCAGGCCCUACUGUCGGGAGAAUGAGUGGAGCAGGCCCUACUGUCGGGAGAAUGAGUGGAGCAGGCCCUACUGUCGGGAGAAUGAGUGGAGCAGGCCCUACUGUCGGGAGAAUGAGUGGAGCAGGCCCUACUGUCGGGAGAAUGAGUGGAGCAGGCCCUACUGUCGGGAGAAUGAGUGGAGCAGGCCCUACUGUCGGGAGAAUGAGUGGAGCAGGCCCUACUGUCGGGAGAAUGAGUGGAGCAGGCCCUACUGUAUGGAGAAUGAGUGGAGCAGGCCCUACUGUAGGGAGAAUGAGUGGAGCAGGCCCUACUGUAUGGAGAAUGAGUGGAGCAGGCCCUACUGUAGGGAGAAUGAGUGGAGCAGGCCAUACUGUAUGGAGGAGGGGCAAUGGGGGAAAACUAUUCAAAUAAUGACAUGCCCUCCUAAAAGUGGUUAUGACUCCAGUUCCAUUUGUGGUAUUCCGACUCUAACUGCAGUGUGUUAUAUAGACUUGUGUAGGAAAAGUCAAGGACGGAGGGGGGCAGUUCCAUUUGUGGUAUUCCGACUCUAACUGCAGUGUGUUAUAUAGACUUGUGUAGGAAAAGUC
Molecule: messenger RNA, 4762 nt
Organism: Salvelinus fontinalis (brook trout)
Lineage: Eukaryota; Metazoa; Chordata; Actinopteri; Salmoniformes; Salmonidae
Exons: 2
Coding region: 3597-4586 (329 amino acids)
Source: RefSeq, a predicted model, not a curated record